CAGUCCAUCGCGCAGUUCGUUGACGUCACUCGUGUCGUGUGGUCGUCGUUAGUUAGUUUCGUGCGUGCCUUUCCUGCUUGCGUUUGCACCGUUCAACUGCAACGCUCUACUGUCAUAUUUCCGUGUUUCGAAAAUAUUGUUACUGCAGUUUUCAAUAUGGCUUUAGCAAAUCAUAAAUAGAUCCUCAGUAUUGCAUUGAUUUUCACGGAAGGAAUCUGAUGGAUAUUCUUCUAGAAGAGAAAGAAAGAAACGAAGCAGUCCCACACUUCUGGAUGCAACUUCGAUCCGAUUUCUCCGGGUGACAGUGUUUGUGAAAACGCCCGAAACGCUGGUAGUGGGUUUUUAUCAAACGAUGCAUAAUUUAUUUUUUGGGGAUAUUUCACGGUAAAAUAUUGAUCAGUGUCCACACACAGGAGAAUCCUUUCAAGGAUCAAUUUCAACAGUGUUGUCUUCAAGCUACGGAUCUAGCGAUCUGCCCUUUGAUAGUUGAAAUAGGUUUUCGGUAGUGCGAGUGAAUUACGAAAGGUAGAAAAGAAUAAAAACGGUGCACAAUCGUGCUGGUGUUGGUGUGUAUCGCUCGCAUGGAAAGUAUAGCUAAGAAGCUUAUUUGAAGAGUCAUUGGAAGAGCCCGAAAAUUGGAUAAUUCCCAGUAAGUGCAGUUUGUGGCCAUUCCGGAAAGUUUACAUCCGAAAAGUGCAGUCUGUGGCAGGCACCAAUCUCAAGCCGCCACCACGGGAUUACUGACAGCCGUUGCGUGAACGCUAGAAGGUAGACAGAAUCCCCGUACCGCUGUCAAAACCAUAAGCAAGCAAAAUAGACGACAAUAGCAGCACCGAGAUGAUGAAAAUGGAGACCGAUAAAAUAAUGGACGAGUCCAACAACAGCAGCCCACAGUUCACCACAUCGAUACUGUACGAUCCCGCACGAAAGAAAGAGCCUUCGCAAUCGUUCCAAACCGAACGGGAUGCCUGUCUUUCCUACUUCUCCAAAUGGAACGAAUCGGAUCAGGUGGACUUUGUCGAGCAGCUGUUGUCUCGCAUGUGUCAUUACCAGCACGGCCACAUCAAUGCCUACCUGAAACCGAUGCUGCAGCGGGACUUCAUAACACUGUUACCUACAAAGGGACUGGAUCACGUGGCAGAAAACAUCCUCUCCUAUCUGGACGCCAAAUCACUGUGCCGAGCCGAGCGUGUAUGCAAAGAAUGGUCCCGAGUCAUAUCAGAAGGCAUGCUAUGGAAAAAGCUCAUAGAACGGAACGUUCGCACCGAUUCCCUCUGGCGAGGGCUUGCAGAACGGAAAGGAUGGAUAAAAUAUCUGUUCAUUCCGCGACCGGGAGUGACACAUCGACCGCACAAAUUUUACCGUGAGCUGUUCCCCAAGAUCAUGAAGGACAUCGAAGCGAUCGAGAACAACUGGCGCACCGGUAAUCACAACCUGCAACGGAUAAAUUGUCGAUCGGAGAACUCGAAGGGCGUGUACUGUCUACAGUACGACGAUGACAAGAUCGUGUCCGGUUUGAGAGAUAACACAAUCAAAAUCUGGGACCGCAAUUCGCUGCAGUGCUGCAAGAUUUUAACCGGUCACACCGGAUCGGUACUUUGUCUGCAGUAUGACGACAAAGUGAUUAUUAGCGGUUCAAGUGAUUCCACGGUCCGGGUGUGGGAUGUGAACUCCGGUGAUAUGGUAAACACACUGAUACAUCACUGCGAAGCGGUGCUGCAUUUACGCUUCAACAACGGCAUGAUGGUGACUUGUUCCAAGGAUCGUUCGAUUGCCGUGUGGGACAUGACAUCGCCAACGGAGAUAGCCCUCCGACGGGUACUAGUCGGCCAUCGGGCGGCAGUCAAUGUGGUAGAUUUUGACGAGAAAUACAUUGUAUCGGCUUCCGGUGAUCGUACGAUUAAGGUGUGGAACACUUCGACGUGCGAGUUUGUACGUACUCUCAAUGGUCACAAGCGCGGUAUCGCGUGUCUACAGUAUCGGGACAGACUGGUCGUUAGCGGUAGUUCGGAUAACUCUAUAAGACUAUGGGACAUUGAAUGUGGUACCUGUUUGCGAAUUCUCGAGGGUCACGAAGAGCUCGUCCGCUGCAUCAGGUUCGACUCGAAACGUAUCGUGAGCGGAGCUUACGAUGGCAAAAUAAAGGUGUGGGAUCUCCAAGCUGCCUUAGACAUUCGAGCACAAACCAAUACGCUGUGCUUGAAGACAUUAAUGGAACACACGGGCCGCGUUUUCCGACUACAGUUCGAUGAGUUUCAGAUAGUGAGUAGCUCCCACGACGAUACAAUCCUGAUAUGGGACUUUCUGAAUUGCUCUCCGAAGGAGGAGCCCCAAGCGAUGGUCCAGGUGGGCCGAAGUCCAUCACGUGAGUAUUCCUCUUCUGCUGCCGCUGGCGGCCGAGCUCAACCCCAGCAAGAGACUGACGAUGACGACGCAUACUGAAUGAAAGAACAAUAGAACCCCAAAUCAGAAUACCAGAUAUAAAUAAACUAAUCAACCUAUCAACACCCCUUCGAAUGUCAGAUGUGCACAGACACAUUCGAACCAACCACCUUAUUGCUUACUCUUGUUUUUCUUUUCUCUCCUACACGACGUUGCGUUCGUUCGGGUGUGAUGUGCCGUGUACGUGGGAUCGUUCGCGAAAUAAUAGCUGAAAUCACGUAAGGAUUUGCCGGGAACAAUGUAUUUAGUAGGAAGCGUUUUCGUAGUCAGUAGGAAAGGAAUACAAGCAGAACAGAUGAAAAAAAAAUAAACACACACAGCCUCACUCACAUACACAUACAUUCUUUCAACGAUUCGCUGGACGUUUUAUUCAUAGUUGUAUGUGUGCGUGAAGCAGGAGAAUAGAAGCUUUGCGCGAACUGGAUUACAGACAGAAGAGGACUACAAAUAAGAUUAUAUUCGGUUUAAAAUAUUUGAAAAUAAACAUACUGUUGGCAGCAACAAAGUAAAACAUUGAAACAGUUGAUACUGGAAGAAUCGCGCCUGCGAGCGGACGGAACAAACUAGGUACUUUUUAGGUAAUCGGUGCACUUUUGUGUGUGUAUGUGGUUAUCGUAUGCUUGUUAAUUUUUCGUGUAUGUGUGGCUUAAACAUUGAAUUCUCUUUGUUACAACAAAUUACUGGAUACUAAAAUACAAAAAAAAAACAAGUUUUGAUUGAAUCUACAAUAGAUUUAGGCGGUUAUCUGGAAUGAAUGGUUUAAAAAAAUGCAAUACUUAUGAAGUACGUCUAACUCCGAUUGAAUUAUCCUUCAACUGGCUUGAACCAGUUUAGUACUGAAAAAAGUUAGAAAAUUCAACCCCGCAUCGAAAACUGAUUACGUAUCUCGUUCUCUUCAUUUGUACAUUUUUUUGUGUUUGUCGCUUUUAAAAUUUGACCAUGAAUAUCACUAUCAAACUGUUGCCGUUCAGCAGAGUAAUUCGGACCGGUGAGUGAGGACAAGGUCUGCCAGAUUAGAUAAAUUUUAAAACUUUUUUAGUAAUAGCUAUUCGACGGUUAGUGCGUUGUGUAUGGAAAGAGCUGUCCGAAAAAAAAUGCUGUUGUUUAUUAGUAAUACCAAUAUAAUUUAUGAAACUCUUAAGCGAGUAGUAAUACAAAUGAAUUUGCUAAUAGAAUAGUCGCUACAAAACACACAAAUCAGAAAUCGUAAAACUUGGUAGAAUUCCCUUUUUCAAAAAAGCAUCUUUAAACAAUACAAGUGGAUAAAGAAAAAGUAAAAGAACCGUUGUUAUCUAUUAAUCGUUUUCCCGUUUCGGAUCACAACCGCCCUUAACAAAAUUUAAGAAGAUGUAUAAAACAAAACAAAAUUAUCCACAGACUUAGAUAACGUUAUAUAUAAAAGAAAUCGAAUGAAACUGUAGUGAAAAACAAAGAUCAUUUAGCACUCUGAAAGGUAGCCGGGGUUGAUUACGGAAAUCCACUUUUGGUCGGAAUGGCUUUGGAUAAAAGUAGCACUCCACAAAGAUCUGAAUGUAAGGAAUGCGCAUGAUUCACCGCAGUUCAAGACUGAUGCGUAUAAGUAAUGCAAGGAUUAUGAAUUCUACUUGUUGAGCAAAAAAAACAGAUAAAGGGGAAAUAUAUUCAGCUGAAGAUAUGUAAAGUA
Messenger RNA from Malaya genurostris, 4105 nucleotides. RefSeq names its product F-box/WD repeat-containing protein 11 (gene slmb). NCBI's taxonomy places the organism in Eukaryota, Metazoa, Arthropoda, Insecta, Diptera, Culicidae. The transcript is spliced from 9 exons. Bases 838 to 2442 code for a protein of 534 amino acids. Gene Ontology annotation, molecular function: protein dimerization activity. The record is from RefSeq and is a predicted model, not a curated record.